UCACAACUACAGGGGAAGGAAAAUAGAGGGAGGGACAGAGGAGAGGAGAGGAGGAGAGCAGAAGAAGAGACAGGGAGAGAAUGAGAGAAAGGGGGAGAGAGAGUACAGAGGGAUAUAUUGGCUCAAAGCUGGUCUGCAUGCUCCAGUGUGUGAGAGACAGAGGACGUGAGCGCAGGCAAGAUGGAGUGCUGGCACAGAUGAAGACUGUCCCUGGUCCCCUUCGACAGUGCACAUGAGCGUCUCCAAACCCCCACCGCUCCCCUCCACCUCCCACUUGGCCCUCCCCGCUUCCUCCACCUCCACCCCUCCCUCAUCUGCCACCUCCCCCUCAGCGACACCCCACCACACUGGUCCGCCCCCUCCCUCGCCAGUCAAGAUCUCUAUGCAGGAGCACUUUGCCAUCAACGUGUGCCCGGGCCCCAUCCUCCCCAUCCCACAGAUCUCAGACUUCUUCCCACGUUUCCACGACUACCCCUGCACGCCACCGCCUCCGAGGGAGAAAAAGAUCCUAAAAGAGGAGACUUUCAACGGGGAUAUGGGCGUAGGAUUCAAGGAUGGGGAGAGGAGGUUGGACAACAAUGGAGACAGGGAGGAGACAGUGGACUCUGAUGAUGAAGACACCUACCUGGGAACAUUGGAGUUCACCCUGCUCUUUGAUCAAGAGAACAACUGCCUACAUUGUACUAUUAACAAGGGAAAGGGACUGAAAGCCAUGGACUCCAAUGGACUGGCUGAUCCAUACGUCAAGCUUCAUCUUCUUCCCGGGGCUAGCAAGGCAAACAAGCUACGCACAAAAACCCUGAAGAAUACGCUGAACCCAAUAUGGAACGAGGAGCUGGUGUAUCAUGGCAUCACAGCAGCCGACAUGACCACCAAAACGCUCAGGCUGUGUGUGUGUGACAUGGACAGACUCGGACGUAAUGAAUUCAUUGGAGAGGUGAGAGUGGCUCUGAAGAAACUGAGAGAGGGCGAGAACAAACGCUACAAUAUGGGCCUGGAGAGAAUUACACAGAAUAAAGAAGCUAACAAUCAACCAGUGGAGCCGGGAAUGGUCGUGGCAGAAGAGGAGCGUGGCCGCAUCCUGUUGUCACUAUGCUAUAACACAGAGAAGGGCUGCCUGCUGGUUGGGGUAAUACGCUGUGCCCAUCUGGCCGCCAUGGACUCCAACGGCUACUCUGACCCCUUCGUCAAAAUCACCUUGCAGCCAGAUAUGGGGAAAAAAUCCAAGAACAAGACUACCGUGAAGAAAAAGACUCUCAACCCCGAAUUCAAUGAGGAGUUUUCAUAUGAAGUUACCUUGGACCAGCUGGCAAAGAAAACCCUGGAGAUCUCGGUGUGGGACUACGACUUGGGAAUGAGCAACGACUUCAUAGGUGGAGUGGAGCUGGGAAUAAAUGCAAGCGGACAGAGACUCAGACAUUGGUUCGACUGUCUCAAAAACAAAGGGAAAAAAGUGGAGUACUGGCAUACGCUCACACAGCAAGGAGCCCCGAGCAGUGACAAACCGGACUAGAUUACACAAGACACACACACACACACACACACACACACACACACACACACACACACACACACACACACACACACAAACAAACAAACACACAACAUUUGUCUCACUCGAAGUGGUUGUUUACUGAGACCAAGUAAAGUAGUAAUAAGAGCAAAGGAUAAAAGAUGCAAUAAUAAUAGUCAUAAAAAGUCUAAUCUACUCCGAAGAGAGGGUAGUUCUAGAUGAUGCCCGACACAGAGCCUAAUCAUAUAAUGCCAAUAUUACCCCAACCAAGUAUUAGUAUAUGAUAUUCAUACUAAUAUUAGUAAAGGUAAAAAGGUGUAAUCUGAAUUUAUUUUUUAAAGGUGAACCAAAUUGUGACGAUGUCCUCAAUAAAGUGUUGACGUUACUAAACAUUACCCACAGAAUUGUGCUUUAGACCUUAGUGUAUUGUGGAAGUCGCUCAUAUUCUGUCCUUCAAAUGUACACCUAAUGAAGAGAUUUGAGAGUAAUGUACUCAAAAUCCAUACAGUGACUCAUAAUGUGGUGUAUAGUAACAGGAGCAGAGAUGUUAUGAAAGAGAUUGUGUAUUGAGAAGUUUCUAUUUUAGUGGUUGCUGAUCUGAUGCAAAUCAACACAGUAUUAUAAAGCACAAAAAGAUCCAUUCGGUGGAUUUGUACCUUUACCGUUUCAGUGUUCUUGUUCUUAUGUCUUUCAUUGUCUUUAAGUGACAGUGGCUUUCUAUAGACCUUCAUAUCAGGCAUUAACGUGUCAGUUUAUGUGUGUGAAUGUGUGUGUGCAUGAGGGCUAUGAGAAUAUGAGUGCCUACAUUUUCUGUCUGUACAGUGUGUGAGUCUCUCUGUAUUGAUGUCACUCCCCAUUCAAAAUGUGUCCAUCCAAACUUCAGAAGCACAGAAGUCUGAAGAAAUGAUAAAAAAGGACAAAGAAGACACAUACAAGAGAGAAAUCCUCGGAAGCCAGCGCCGCCACCACAGGCCUCAGUGGUGUGAGCGGUCCUGGCUGGGGAACACUGACAACCUUUCAAUCAUGUGUGCCAGACCCUUUGUCAUCUCUCUACCAUUGCCAGACAGGUCAUAGAGCAAAUUAAAGAAUGGAUUACAUCUUGAUACGUCACUUUUGACUGAUCUUUUUGACUUUCCUGAUGAAAGGAUGAACGGAUGUUGCUUUUUGGAGGUGGCAUGUGUUCCUUGACUUUGCUGCGGCGUAAUGAACCAGAUUUCAAUAGGAUCCAAGCAGGUUUACCUCAGUGACUCCAUUUCUGCUCCAACAAAGCCACAGAUGAUGCAACAUUUUCUCUCUGCUCUGCAAUAUCACAGCAGCAGCAGUGUGUCGAUUUGAAGAUUCAGGCAUUUUCUUUGGUCCUGGGAUCUAAUUCAUGGCAAAAUGGAUGCCUAAAACCUUGAAAAUGUCCCCAACUUUGUGCACCCUCAGACACUGAUCUCGAGAGGAUAUUGUAUUCAAUCUAAAUCAGCCAUUAGAAGGAGUCAUUGCAGUGAUCAAUGUUGCAUUCAUUCCAUUACAUCAGACCGUGACCAGACCUAUUGAAUAGCAGGUCUACUCUUUAGAGGCAUAUUCUAUCCUCUGGACAGGAGACACUGGGAGCACUGUGUACAUGCUUGUGAUUGCCUGCUGAGAUAAAACUGUGCAGGAGAAAUGCCCCCCACCUCCCUCCUCAUCUUACAUUUAACUUCAGGAGGUAAAAUGGGAUUUCACCCUGCAUGCAUGGCAGCAGGGGACAGUGAAUAAUCACAGGCCAGGAUCCAAGAUAUUGAAAAACAAAGCUAGAUUGCACACUUAACCUGCAUGCCUAUUAUGUGUCUCUAUGCACAUCUGUGCAUGUCGAUGGUGUAUCUGGGCUAGACUUUCACUGAAACGUCUAAACGCCUGCCAAGAUAUGAAAUGUACUCCCCUGGUUCAUCUAUCACUACAGCUCUGGCCAUGCACUGGUUCACAAAGCACACCCACAGUCGGUCAGUGGCCUCUGGGAGUUUUUCUAACUGUUGAAUCGAUCCGGCUGCUCAUGUUCUUGUUGUCCUUCAACAACCUUGUGAAUGUCUCAUUGUUAACUGCAAAAAAAUAGAUCCUUCAGUGGUGAAUUAGGUUUAGAUAAAAAAGGGCUUGGGCAUUAUCGUAGGUUGGCACGAAGAUCAUGUCAAGUAACAGUGAGCUUAAACACAUUUUCAGUUAGAGCUUAAAUGAAUUUAACAAGAGGGUUGGGCGAGGGUUUAUUCUGUACUUUCUCUAUGCACAUCAGAAUUCCCAGCAUGUUGGCAGUGAGAUAAUCAAACCAAAACAUCAACAUUAUGUUAUCCAUGCAUCAAAGAUGCAUUUCUGGGAAUACUGAGUUCUUUGAUUGGAGCUAUGCUGGGGACAGUGAUCGAAUACAGUUCACAUUUCAGGCUGGUUGGUUGCUUAUUCCUCUCUGAAUCUGUUCGUUUUGUUUACAGUCACCAAAUGUUAGACUUUUGUCUAUUGACCCCGCUUUGCUUAUGUAAUCAUUUUAUCUGCAAUACAUCUGCAUGUUUAGCAAUCACUAACAGCUUGUAUAAUAGAGUGCAACCAUAGCUGAUUAUUCUGAAUGCUGAUGUGUUUACAGUCAAUGCCAUCAGUGCGUAUUUGUUUGUUUGUGAAUAUGAUGAUUCAGGGUAUUUUUGCUCAGUUGCUGUGAUUACCAAGCAAGCUGUUGCUUUAAAAAACAAAACCUUUACUGUCACAGAUUUUGACACUUCGUCUUCCUUACAUUGAAAUCAGUGGUAAUGAUGCAGGAGGGCAGGGGCGAAUGAGAUGGGGAAUUCACUACUGCAGUCCCUGUGUAUUCACUGUCUGUCAAUCACACAGUAUGGCUGCCAUCCUGUGGUGGGUUUGUGUAACUUCUUCGCAAAAUAAAUUGAAGUCGUUUCA
Molecule: messenger RNA, 4411 nt
Organism: Gymnodraco acuticeps
Lineage: Eukaryota; Metazoa; Chordata; Actinopteri; Perciformes; Bathydraconidae
Gene: doc2g
Product: double C2-like domains, delta
Exons: 11
Coding region: 233-1513 (426 amino acids)
Cellular component (GO): membrane
Source: RefSeq, a predicted model, not a curated record